CUCUAGCAAUGAGGGAUCUGUAAUGCUGCUCCUGCUUCAUUGAGUCCUGGAUCACAGGGGGAAGGAGGGGGAGAGAGCGAGAGAGAGAGAGAGAGAGAGAGAGAGAGAGAGAGAGAGAGAGAGGGAGGGAGAGGGAAAGGGAGACUCAGAGGGAGUUUUUCUGCAGGAGAAAAAGCAGAGUUAUUAGGAAGCAGAAAAUGGGACCGGCUGCCACCUCGCUCGCUCUCCUGUGUUUAUGCUCUGUGGGUGUGUGUGUUCCUGCAGGGACGACUGGCGAUACACAGGAAGAGGUGAAGAAAGCGAGAGGAGACGUUCCUGAUAUUCUUCCAGAGCCUGAACCCGAGCCAACCAGCCCAGUGUCAGACUUUGAAAACUCAUACAACUAUGUCUUGUCUAGACUAGCCGGUAUGGACCAGGCGAUCCACAAGCUGGAUGUGGGUCACUACACCCUGGAUGUUAAAGUCAGUCAGCUAAUGGACCGUCUGACCAGGGUGGAUGCUAGAGUCGCAGAGCUGGAGGACAGCAUCCAGGAGGUCUACCAGCACAGCAAGGUCAACCGCAAAGAGAUGGGAAGACUGGAAGGCUGCCAGAAGGGACACAGGUUGGGAUACAAAUGCUAUCUCGUGUACAAUAACCUCGCGGACUACGCCGGAGCUUCCAGGAAGUGCCAGGAACGCGGCGGCCGCAUGGCGAUGCCCCGCGACCGCAAGGAGCAGGAAGCCGUCGCAGACUACGUCAAGUCCUUCUUCCACCCGGGGAACUGGCCCGUGUGGCUGGGCAUCAACGACCUGCGAUCUGACGGCUUGUACGUGUUCGACGAUGGGACGCGGGUUUCGUACUUCCAGUGGCGGAAACACUUCCUGUCCAGCCAGCCGGACGGAGGGAGGCGGGAAAACUGCGUGGCGAUGUCGUCGGACGAUGGCGACUGGUGGGACCACUACUGCGACCGCACCAUGAACUAUAUGUGCGAGUUUGACAACAGGGAGGCACUUUAAAAUGAACUUUACUUUGACCACCAGUCAUUCAAUAUAAGAAAUAAAAGUCCACUAUAUCUUCAAAUAACUUAUUGCCCUUUAAAAGAAACUCGUGUGUUUUAAUCAAAAUAUCCAGUAUAAAUUCAUCUAUAAGUGCAGCAUUGUUUACUGCAGGUUAAAAACAUUUCCCAUGAGAAUUGUUCACUGUAUUUUAGUUUUUUCCAGUAAAACACUUCUGGCAUUUGAGCUUUACUAUAUUCAACAGUCCUUAAUUACGUUUUCAUGCAGCUGUGGUGACAGGAAUGUAAACCAGACAGGACUCUGUUAUGAUUUCACGCCUGGAAUUCUCGAAACCACGAAAACCUGGAGUAACUCUGUUCACAAUCAGCACACUGACCCUUCAGAUAUAAUCAAUGUGUGUUUGGGUUUAAAAGGAAUUAGGCUUUCUGUGUUUGUUACUUUUGAAGAUGUGUUAACAGUCUGAUGGUGGGUGGGAUGUCCCUGUUAAACUGCUGAUUCUUCAUCACCUCUGGCCAGAGCGUUUUCAGGUUUAGAGUCCUCUUUCCGCUCCAAACCGGACACAUGAUAACUGUACUGUAUGUAGAUGAGUUCUACUGUACAUAACACGCUGAAUGUAUACAUUUUCAUAAAUCUUUACCUGAUGUUAA
Eleginops maclovinus (Patagonian blennie) is the source of this 1642-nucleotide messenger RNA. It is a transcript of the gene clec11a, whose product is annotated as C-type lectin domain containing 11A. The coding region runs from base 198 to 995 and encodes 265 amino acids. The transcript is spliced from 5 exons. The record is from RefSeq and is a predicted model, not a curated record. NCBI's taxonomy places the organism in Eukaryota, Metazoa, Chordata, Actinopteri, Perciformes, Eleginopidae.